Molecule: messenger RNA, 1854 nt
Organism: Eurytemora carolleeae
Lineage: Eukaryota; Metazoa; Arthropoda; Copepoda; Calanoida; Temoridae
Exons: 6
Coding region: 206-1219 (337 amino acids)
Biological process (GO): epidermal growth factor receptor signaling pathway
Molecular function (GO): receptor ligand activity; epidermal growth factor receptor binding
Source: RefSeq, a predicted model, not a curated record
AGGUUCGGCAAACUUUGACGAGUCUCAAAAACUAGGAGGCACUAAACCGAAUGUUCGUCGGAGAAAAUCGUCAUUCGUCCAUUCCGUGUGCUGUGAUACUUGUUCCUUAUGUUCCAAAUGUCCUUGUUCGUCCCCUGCCGCCCCCCGCCGGCCAGGGGCAUUUAGAGACUCAGGGGGUACAUCACCUCAUAUCAGUGAGCCUUACAUGGCCCCCGAUAAAAGUUGGGGUAGAGCCCCAGAGAAAUUAUUUAGUCAGAGAAAUGUUCUGCUUUUGUCAUUCUUCCUAGUCAUCCUCGCUUCAAAUACAGAUGCCUGUUCCUCCCGGUCUACGCCGAAACCCCGUCCGCCGUCUCCAACUAUGCGCCCCAACAUCACGUUCCAAACCUACGCCUGUCCGCCGGCAUACGCCGCCUGGUAUUGUCUAAACGGCGCAACAUGUUUCACAGUCAAAAUCGGCAUUUCCAUUCUCUACAAUUGCGAAUGUGCAGACGGAUUUAUGGGACAACGAUGCGAGUUUAAAGAUCUGGAUGGAUCUUAUCUACCGACCAGAGAGAGAUUAAAGAUGGCGGUCACGUCUGUGCGCGCUGCCGCGUCCAGUGCUCCAAUUGGACUUGUUAUCAUAGUCGUCUUCGUUAUUCUGGCUGCAGUGGUCUUCACGAAAAGGAGAACAAGGGCUAAACUGAAGAGGAUAGAGCUAGAGAGGAGUGAAUAUUCAGAGGAAGGAGACACUAGUUUUGAAAGCACAGAUUUCUCCACAGAUCUAUCUGCAGAUUCUUCCCAAGAAAGGUUUUGGAAAGAAACCGAAUCUUCGCCUCCUGCCUCCGCCCCGACACCAACCAGAUCAAAUAACAACAACUCGCCGCCAAGCCCGAGAGCUUCUUGCUCUUUAACGCCAAAAUUCACCAAAAUAUAUACCAGCCAUCCGGCAGCCGCCGAUCAGUCAACAAAAGUAUCAUCCAAGUCAUAUUUAGAGUCACCAAAACAGUUAGCUAACCUAUCACCAAUCGGUGAUGUUCACCAUAGAGCUUUUAGACCAGUAUAUUUGCCACGGGAAAGCCCGCGAAACUCCAUUUUUGAAAACUCCCGAUUAGAAAAUCUACGAACACGGUUUUUGGAAAAUCCACGAAGCGUGUUUGGCGGAAAGGAGAGCCAGGCUGUGAUGAACAAUACACUCUCUUAUAAAGUAGAAUCCAGCUGGAGAAAUCAGGUGGAAAUCUAGUCUGGACAUUAGAGAGCUAUUCAAGUUGGAGUUUGGAAGAUAGAUAGAUAGCUAGUGAUCUAGAAAGCCAGCCAACUAGCUUGACCCAAACACUGGAAAUUUUGAUCUCAGCACCUAUAAGAGGCUCCACUGGAUCUCUUAAAGCUUAUGAAAAUGUGAACAUAUGUAAUUCAUGAUAUAAAACCAAGAUGGAAAACAUCAAAUACCAUCAAUUGUUACUUUAUGCUUAUAUUUAAAAUCCUUAAUUAUAUUCUGUUAAUUUGUUAGAUAGAUAGAUAGAUUAACUAACAUUUUUAUCUUCAUUAAAAUUCACAAACAUAGUUCCUUAAACAACUUGGCAAUUUUUCAUAUCAGUUCCUUUUUAAUAAUCUUUAUGAAAGCAUGUGAUAGCGCCAUUUAAUUUAUAUAUCUGCUAGCCCCCCUCCCCCCUCUAUAAUUGUUAGUACCCCCUGUUCCAACCAAUAUAUCAAGUAAUUUGUGGAUUUUAGUAGGAACAGCAUUUUUCAUUGCAGGGCCGGGCUUUGGUUUGGAUCGGGGGUGGGGGUCAUAGGGGGGUUGUUAUGUUAUUAAGAUAGCACACAAAACAGUAGUUUUUAUAUACAGUAUAUAAUGUAAAAUAUAUAGAAUUAAACUUA